Ilex paraguariensis (yerba mate) is the source of this 544-nucleotide messenger RNA. The record is from the annotation of a GenBank genome assembly. Lineage: Eukaryota; Viridiplantae; Streptophyta; Magnoliopsida; Aquifoliales; Aquifoliaceae.
AUGGUUUUCAAGGUCCAGAAUUUGCAGCGAACCGUGAUCCGGUUUGAGGAGUAUCGAGAGAUGGUGAAGUCUCGGGCUAGUUCAGGAGGGGUUGAAGGUGGUAGUGAAGACCACGCGCGAUGUAUUGCGGAUGGGAAUGAAAUGAUGAGGUUUUAUUGCUUGGAGCCAACCAAUGGCGGCGCGUAUGAAGAAUGCGGUAGCGCUUACGCUUUUCAAGGAGGAAAAGGGGCGGCGAUAUUCACGUUUUCAGGGAGUGGGGCGGCCUAUGAAAGUGCAGGCGGUGGGAGUGGAAGGAGGGCCAUGUUGGUUUGUCGGGUCAUUGCCGGUCGGGUUUGCAAGCAACUCGGUUUUGACUCGUUGCUUGAAAGACGAGUGGGUUUCGACUCGGUGAGUGGGGACAAUGGCGAGUUGCUACUGUUUGAUUCACCUGCGGUGUUGCCUUGCUUUCUUAUCAUCUAUAAAUUGUAAAAAUUCAUUGGACGAAGUAAAUAUUUUCCUUGCAUUUAUCAAGACCAAUUUUCUUUUUCUUUCUUGAAUAUUGUCC